Messenger RNA from Drosophila willistoni, 3642 nucleotides. RefSeq lists its product as uncharacterized. Gene Ontology annotation, cellular component: nuclear envelope; meiotic nuclear membrane microtubule tethering complex. The transcript has 7 exons. Gene Ontology annotation, molecular function: protein-membrane adaptor activity. The record is from RefSeq and is a predicted model, not a curated record. NCBI's taxonomy places the organism in Eukaryota, Metazoa, Arthropoda, Insecta, Diptera, Drosophilidae. Gene Ontology annotation, biological process: nuclear envelope organization. Bases 157 to 3072 code for a protein of 971 amino acids.
ACACUCUUUGUAUAUGUAAUUUUUUUGCCGUUGAGGGAGGACGUGUUUUCCUCGCAUUUUUGUAAUUUUUGGAGGCUAUUUUAAACCAGAAAACAGCAAAAAAGAGAACAAUUUAUUUAGUGCAAAACAAGGUGAAUGUGCAAAUAAACUUAAAUCAUGAGCGAGGACACAUAUCAAAUUGAGACGCGUCGUCGUUCACGUUCAAAAACUCCCUUUCUCCGCUCGUCCUGUGAUCACGAGAAUUGCGAACAUGCGGGGGAGGAUGGCCAUGUCCACCACAAGAAGAAGAAGUCCUCAAUCGCACCAAAUGUUCAGACCAUUGUGGAGGAAAAGCAUGUGGUACAGUCAUCAACAACAACCAGCAAGAAACUUCGCGGCAAGAUCUUUGAGCAGUUCACUUCGGACUACUCCAGCGAAGAAAUGACCCCAGAGGCCAACCGCAAACAAUUGGGAGCCACUACCACGACGGGUAUCACAUCAUUCUUCAGUAGAAAGCUAUCCGGCGGAGCCACAUCCACGCCCAACAACAACAAAAGUCAUUUGGAGACUACACAGAAUUCAUUAAAUGCAGCCCAAGAAAAGCUAAGCAGCAGCAAACGCUCGAAUGGGAACCUCAGUGGAGGCUCCCAAGAUCUAAGUCGAGAUCAUUUGGCCUACAUUGAGUACAGAGAUGCGGGCGAGUAUUGGAAUAAGACUCCCAAAACGGAUUACACCUACUCGGAGUUAUCGCCCCAUCGCCGACACUUGGCCCCGGGAAUUGUGGCAAUGCCCAACAUGUCUCGUCGCAGUCUAGAGAAUCACAAUGAUCGAGUUAAUUUCAUGGUCCAACAGAAUCCAGCCCAAGAAGAGUUCAUAAGACGUCGCUAUCAAUCAAAGUACACCCAAAAUGUGAACUAUGAUUCAGCGGAUGAGCUGGAUGCCACACAAUUUGGUCAAUUGCAGAAGCAAAGCUGGUGGUUCCUGCGACUUAUACAGGUUGUUAUCACCACAGUGACGACCACCUGGUCGCGAAUCACCAACAUUUCGCAAACGGAGACAAAUGCAUAUCAAAACUACUACGCCAAGCAGAGGCAGAGGGGAGGAGAGCAAGUUGGAAUCUUUACAAGAAUAGCUCGUGCCAUUGGUGGCAGCUUUUUGAGUUUAAUGAGCUAUAUCUAUCUGUUUAUUGCCUCCGUUCUCAGUGCGGACACGUGGUUGCUGAGAUCGUCGAAUGCGGAAAAUAAAUCAAAGAAACGUUUUCUACUACUUCUCUUGAUUUUGCUGCCCUUGCUGUUGUUGACGGCCUGGUCGCUGUUGCAGGAGGAUCAACGCCUUGGCUAUAGACAAAGAAUCGAAGCCCUUGUGGCCCUGCCUGCCCCUUUGUUUGCCUCAUUAUCCCAGAUGGGCGCCACACUGAAGAAUAUUAUUAGAGAAGCUCCCCAGUUAAAUGAGGCGGAGGCCAUAAAACUUAAUUUGGCCAAUGUGCAGAACAACAUGAAAAAGUCGCUGAGUCCCGAAGAAUAUGAGAAUAUCUUGAAUCAUGUUAACGGCUAUGUGCAACAACUAAUGGAAAUCAAGCUCCUAAAGCAGCGUGAGGAUCACAAGGAGCAGGCGAAGCAAUUGAGUCCGCAACAAUUGGCAAUUAUAGUAGGUCUAAUCCAGGAACACCUUCAGGGACUUUCUCCUGAGCGACAAGAACUAAGUGAAGACGACUUGAGCCAAUUGAUUGACAAAUUAAAGCUAAAAUGGCAACCAGAAUGGAGACUAACGCCGACUAAUGUAGAGGAAAUCACUAAACUAAUCAAGUCUAAUGUAGCAAUUGAAGAAAAUCAUUAUAAUUUGCUAUUGGAACGCAUUGAUCUAACAGCUGUGGUCGAAAAGAUUUUACUUUCGCCCGAGUUGGCGUCAUUUGUCGAUCAACGUAUUGAUGGCAAACUGAAAGACUUUAAAAGUUCCUUCCCUUCAAACGAUGAACAAAUCGAGCAACUCAAUACAGAAAUUGCUUUCAUCAAAUUAGCUCUGUCCGAUAAGCAUGCAGAGAAUGCAGAUCUCCAUCAGUCCAUAAGUAACCUGAAGCUGAGUCAAGAAGAUCUCCUGGAGCGCAUGCAACAGCACGAACUGGCUCAGGAUCAGCGUUUCAGUGGCCUGCUGGCUGAAAUCGAGAGCAAAUUGGCUUCUCUCAAUGAUUCUCAGUUUGUUGCCCUAAACAAACAGGUAAAGCUUUCCUUGGUAGAAAUUCUGGGAUUCAAACAAUCGGAUUCGGCAGUUAAACUAGAUGACAUCGAUCUUCAGAACUGGGUGCGGAGCAUGUUCGUAGCCAAGGACUACUUGGAGGAGAAAUUGCUGGAGCUGAAUAAGCGCACUAAUAACAAUAUACGGGACGAGAUUGAACGCUCCAGCAUCCUGCUGAUGAGCGAUAUUAGCGAGAGGCUAAAGAAGGAAAUCCUUUUGAGUGUCGAUGUCAAACAUAAUGCAAGUGUCAAGGCACUCAAAGGACAAAUUCGUGAGGAGGAAGUUCGGCAAAUUGUGAAAUCCGUUUUAGCCAUCUAUGAUGCGGAUAAGACGGGUUUAGUGGAUUUCGCGCUAGAGUCAGCUGGUGGCCAAAUUCUUUCCACACGCUGCACAGAGAGUUAUCAAACGAAAUCUGCUCAGAUAUCGGUGUUUGGCAUACCCUUAUGGUAUCCCACCAAUACGCCGCGUGUUGCUAUUUCCCCCAAUGUACAGCCAGGUGAAUGUUGGGCUUUUCAGGGUUUCCCUGGAUUCCUAGUUUUAAAGCUCAACUCUCUGGUCUAUGUCACUGGUUUUACCCUGGAGCAUAUUCCUAAAAGUUUAUCGCCAACAGGGCGUAUUGAUUCGGCUCCCAAAAACUUUACUGUCUGGGGUCUUGAACACGAAAAGGAUCAGGAUCCCAUACUAUUCGGUGAGUAUGAAUAUCAGGAUAAUGGCGCCUCACUGCAAUAUUUCGCCAUACAAAAUCUGGACAUUAAACGGCCAUAUGAGAUAGUCGAGCUUCGCAUCGAGACGAAUCAUGGCCAACCCACCUAUACAUGUCUAUAUCGGUUUCGCGUGCACGGCAAGCCGCCAGCCGCAUAAAACUAAUCCCAACCAGCCCAACAAGCCAGCCAACCAAAUCAGUUAAACCUAAUAUCUGUGCCUUAAAAAGGAAACAACUCAAUAAUACCUACUUACAAUACGAACGGAUGUAUUGACGGAUAGAUGGAUGGAUGGACCGAAAGACGGAUGGAAGAGGCGCAACUUAAUUUACAUAAAUCCUAAAUGAAUAAGGCUGUAGCAACUAAGUGUUUUUGUAUCAUAUCACUGAACCAGAUGUAGAUGCUAAUGCACAUGCAGAUGAAGGGUUCAAAGAGUGUUUAAAUUAUUAAGUUAGAUUAAGAGAAACAGUUUGUAUAUAGUUUACGCUAUAAUUAAUUUAUUUUGAUUUAGUUCUUGAAGUCCUCUUCCAUUUCCCAAUUAAUUGUUAAUUCGCGUAUGUUUGCCAUUUUAUAAAACGUUCUAAACUACAUACAUACAUAUAUAUACCGAUAUAUGUAUAUAUUUACAGUCAUAGUCAUUUAGUUAGUAGGCACGUAAGCUAUUUAUGCGUUAAACUUCCACAAAUGAAAUAGAAAUGAAUCCGAAAUAAAUCAAACGCAAGAAACUCAU